AUGGACGAAAAGGAAUACUAUGAAGAUGCCGAAAUCGAGGACAACUUUAAGGCCCUUCAGGUGCCGGCACUGUUCUCAAGUCGCCGUCGUUCCUCGCGACGAUCUGUUCGUUCAGCCUCUUCCGAAGACGUCCGAUAUACAAACAUUAAGACGCUUUUCAAGGACUUCUGCAAUAGGACUAGCUCACACGGUGUACCAUUCCUAGGAUCUCCUUCGUUCUUUGGAUGGCGCGUGUGGAUGGCAGUGUGCUUUUGUGCUGCUACCCUUUUCUUGUGCCAAACUUAUUGGACGCUUUCUGAUUAUUUCCAGUAUAGGACUAUUAUCGAAAUGCAGUUGAGGUUUGAAGCUGUGUGCAAUCUGAAUGCUUUCAAGUACAGCGAGCUCAUUCAAUACGAAGACAUCAAAGAAGGGUUCGAUCAUUGGGAAAGAGUCAUAAACGCCAAGGAAAUGAACGAAAUGCUACGUAAAGACGAACAGGAGAUGGAAACCGUUGAUCUUCGCCAAAAACGCACGCCGUUGAAUUUUCCAAUCGACGAACGCGAUAUCAAAGGAGCCGUCUAUCAGCCGAUAUUUGUUCGAUGUACAUGCUUGAAUAUGGAACAAUGCGUACCGAAUAGGAAUCCUCUCGAGGUGAACGCUUCAGUAUGCAUGUGUUUUGAAGACGUAACUAGAGGACUAAUAUGGCCGUGUUACCCAACGACCGCAUGGAGCGUUAAGGCCCAUUCAAUGAAUCCAUCCAUUUUCAAACACGUGCUCGAGGCCGCAAAGGAGAAUCAAGGCGAAAUUAAAUGGUGGAAUCCGAACAACUACACGAUUUAUCCGGUAACAGAACCUCCAGCCACCAUCAUGACGGAGACAGAACAGGCUUUUGGUCUGUUGGACCUCAAGACAAAGUGGGCCAUUACAACGCAGACUAAGGAAAAUCUGAUCUUUCUCGUGGCUGCUCUGCCACACGAGAAACUGAGACGGAAUCUCUCCUACACUCUCAACGAGUUCGUGCUCCGUUGUUCUUUCAACAGCAAAGACUGCAACAUGGAACGUGAUUUCAAGCUGCACAUCGAUCCUGAGUUCGGUAAUUGCUACACCUUCAACUUCAACGAUUCUGUCGAGCUGAAGAACAGUAGAGCAGGGCCUAUGUACGGGUUACGUCUUCUACUCGACGUUCACCAGGAUGAUUACAUGCCAACAACAGAAGCGGCGGGUGUACGCAUUGUGGUUCAUGAACAGGAUCAGGAACCGUUUCCGGACACUUUCGGGUACAGUGCACCAACAGGAUUCAAAGUGCUUCAUCGAAUGGAUGCCCCGUAUGGAUCGUGUAGCGAUACGUUCCGUCCAGAGCGAUACAUCUAUGAAGAGCAUUACUCUCCAGAGGGUUGCCAUCGAAACUGUUUCCAAUUGAAGGUGCUCGACCAGUGCGGUUGUGGCGAUCCGCGAUUUCCACUUCCAUCCGAAGAAAAGCGAUACUGCAGUGCGAAAAGUGUCGCUGAUAGACAAUGUCUAUCGAACCUGAUCAGCGCCUCAGGCGGCUACCAUCACCUUCAGCUCGAGUGCGACUGUCAACAGCCAUGUACGGAAAAUGUCUUCGAGACUGCCUACUCAGCAGCUGCAUGGCCAUCUGUGAACUUUAAAAUAGGUGUUGAUUGUCCUGCCGUCAUCGACAUUUUUAAUGAUAGUGCGGCUUGUACGGAAUACUAUCGAGUGAACACGGCUUACAUCGAGAUCUACUACGAACAACUGAAUUUCGAAACCCUAAAGGAGACUGCUGGCUAUACGGUACGGAACUUUGCGUCCGUCAUCGACAUUUUUAAUGAUAGUGCGGCUUGUACGGAGUACUAUCGAGUGAACACCGCUUACAUCGAGAUCUACUACGAACAACUGAAUUUCGAAACCCUAAAGGAGACUGCUGGCUAUACGAUGGUGAACCUAUUCUCCGAUUUCGGUGGCAACAUCGGUCUUUGGAUUGGAUUCUCUGUGAUCACUAUCUGUGAAAUCAUCGAACUUAUAUUCGAAAUUGGCUACUACCUGCUUUACAUCAAACCAGUGCGAUAUCAUAAGAAAGUGAAACGACGUAACCAAGAAGGAGCACUCUCGUUGCCUCAGCUGCUCAAUCGGCACGUCUACCAAAAUCGACCCAGUCUGCGUGACCAGGCAAAUCGACUUUCACACGUCGAAGAAGAUGGCUACGGA
Molecule: messenger RNA, 2187 nt
Organism: Ostertagia ostertagi
Lineage: Eukaryota; Metazoa; Nematoda; Chromadorea; Rhabditida; Trichostrongylidae
Source: the annotation of a GenBank genome assembly